AUGUUCAAUGCCAAAUCAUGUUUGAUAUUUUCAACUCCAUCCAAUAUUUCAAAAGUGAUCAAUGAAAUAAGUCAAACUGAAAACCAGCAUAUUCAAUUUGUGGUAGCAGGUACUGAUUCAGUGAUACCUAAUUCAAACAGAAAUGGAGUGUCGGUAUUAUGGUUAGAUGAGCCAGUAAAUAUCACUGGUAGUAAGAAAUUGGAUGAGAUUCCGGAUGAUGUUAUGCACAAAAAUUGGAAACUAAUGGAGUCCAAUUUAAGACUUGAGGCUGGAAAAUCAUCUGUAUUUGAUUUGAAAUUGGCAAAUACUUCUUUUGUCGGUGAUUUACCUAUUACCCUAUUUUAUAUCCAACCGAAACAUAUUGAAUUAGAAUUGGAAAAUUCAGGCCAAGCUUUAAAAGAGUUGUCUUUACGAUUACCAAAGAAUGUGAUAUCGAAUGAUUCAAAAGUGGAGGAAUUUGAUAAAUGGACUGCUUUAUACGAUACCGCAGAUCCAUUCCAUGUAGCUGACUUCAAAGGUAAUUUAUUGAAGACGAUUAAUGAUAAAUCUGCAGCUGGAUUCUUAGAGAAUAAUGAAAAAUUAAUGAGUAUUGGAUCUAAAGAUACAGAAGUUUAUGUGAAGAUUUACAAAAAGGAUCUGGAUUUAGUUUACAAGUAUAAAGUCAUUGCUGGAGGUGGUGGAUGGGGUGCUAAAGCUAACAUUAUAGCUCUUUCUCCUGAAGCUAAAAUCAAUAAAGGAGAUCGUAUUGAAUUUUAUAUGUUGACCCCACAACAUCGAUUUAACGAAGAACAAUCAUUGGUUGCCAUUGAAGAGUAUAUUAACAAAAUUUCAAUUGAAUGUGCUUAUGAAGAGCAAAGUUAUAAUGAUGAUACUUUAGGUGAUGAAUUAGUAAUAGAGAAAGCAUUUGGAGCUGGAUCAGAAGAAGAGUUCAAAUAUAAUGAUGUAAAACAUCAUUCUUCUGGGGAAAGAAUAUCAAUUGGUAUAUAG
Molecule: messenger RNA, 987 nt
Organism: Scheffersomyces coipomensis
Lineage: Eukaryota; Fungi; Ascomycota; Pichiomycetes; Serinales; Debaryomycetaceae
Exons: 1
Coding region: 1-987 (328 amino acids)
Source: RefSeq, a predicted model, not a curated record